Messenger RNA from Engraulis encrasicolus (European anchovy), 1908 nucleotides. RefSeq names its product coiled-coil domain containing 51 (gene ccdc51). The record is from RefSeq and is a predicted model, not a curated record. Bases 158 to 1510 code for a protein of 450 amino acids. The transcript has 5 exons. NCBI's taxonomy places the organism in Eukaryota, Metazoa, Chordata, Actinopteri, Clupeiformes, Engraulidae.
CUGCCUGAAUAAAAAUAAUCUUGUUUAGCCUGUCAAGUUCACUUCACUCCAAUCACAAAGUCUUGAUAAUUUAGGACUCUUUUGAAUGAACUGGGUGACAAGGGAACAUCGGAUUAUUGGCUGGUGGGUGUGCCUAGGCUUCUAGCUAGACUGCUCAAUGAGGUACAGGUCGUGCUGCAUUCCCCGCACCAUUGGCACGUAUGCUAACCUUUACCAUGGCAGUACCUGCCUCAGACAGGAGAGGUACCUCUACAGGGCAUACUGCUCACAUCCAAACCCACAGGGACAAGAACCAAAGGGCCCUUCCAAACUGGAGGCCAUUCGACAGCACACACUUACCACCCUGACUAACCUGACGCAGCUCGGGAGACAGUGGGGCCACACCUCCAUGCAGACGGCCAGCGCUACAGCAAACUACUGGUGGGCGAGAUACGAGGAGUUUGUGGGUCUCAAUGAGGUCCGAGAUGCACAGACCAAGGUUACAGAGGCGGAGCAGUCGUUCAUGGUUACCAGAGGCAUGGUGCGUGAAGCGCACAAGAGCCUGGAGGCCCUUCAGGUGAAGCUGAAAGAGGUGAGAGAUCGGCUGGACCGAGUGUCUCGAGAGGAGGUGCACUACCUGGAGCUGGCAACGCUGGAGCACAAACUACUGCAGGAAGAGCGGCGGCUGCGGACGGCUUAUGAGGGCGCAGAGGAGGCUGAGAGGGAGAAGUUUGCGCUGUUCUCGGCCGGCGUGCGCGAGAGCCACGAGAAGGAGCGCUCCCGCGCCGAGCGCACCAAGAACUGGAGCGUCAUCGGCUCUGUCCUGGGGGCCCUCAUCGGCGUCAUGGGCUCCACCUACGUCAACCGUGUACGCCUGCAGGAGCUUAAAGGCCUGCUGCUGGAGGCCCAGAAGGGUCCGGCCAGCCUGCAGGAGGUGAUUCGGGACCAGGCCAGCCUCCACCGGGCCCUGGAGGACCAGCUGCAAGGCCUCAUCGGGAGCCUCAAGUCCAUGCUGACGGAGCUGGCGGAGAGGGCAGCCGCACCACCACCACCAGCACCACAGCCCUCCGUAGCAGCACCCACACCCGCACCAGCAUCGGUUCUACCUCCACCUCAGCCUCCGGCACCUGUUGUGAUCCAAUCAGGCAUAUCCGAGGCCGCCGUGAACGAGGUCCUGCGGUACUCCCAGAACAGCCAGGUCUUGCUGGAGGGAGUCAAGACGCAGCUGGAGCAGCUGGGUGAGAGCAUAAGGAGCGUCGCUACAGAGCUGCAGGAGGUGCGGAAGGUGGUGGAGACGCCACCUCCUCCGCCGCCACCUCCACCUCCUCCCGUCGUGGUGGAGAGGCCGGUGAUUCAGGCAGAGGAGCAGCUGCUGGUGUGUGACACGGAGAGCGUCAUGAAGGGACUGGAUGAGGCCCAGCGGAGGCUGGAGACGCAGAUCAACAGAGCCACGCUGUACAACACCGUGUUAACGUACACUGCUUUCGCUGUGACUCUGCCCGCUCUUUACUUAAUAUUCAAAGGCGCUUAAUAGCUUACAGGGGCGUAAAUUAUACCCCCGCAGGGGGGCCCAUACGCGGAGGGGGGCCCACAUGGGCCCUUGACUUGAAGAAACGGGCCCCCUCUACAUGAUAUUAGGCCCUCUUUUUUCGUUCAGGGGCCCAUUCUUGGUAGCUUGCAGGGGGGCCUGAAGUAUUUGCGUUACGCCAGUGAUAGCUUAGUUGUCAUUCCAAGGGGCCAUAUUAAUAAUAUUAUGUGAACAUAAUCAAGAGGACUAUGAGCAAUGCUGAUGGUUCCGGUCAGUAGUUCCAGUGGUGUUUAACAUGCCUUAUGAUCGUCAGGGAAAUCAUGCACUGAUAAAAUCAUGCACUGAUAUAAUGUAAAUGACAGAUCUUAAAAUGUCAAAGUAAUAAAUGGACAUCAAUAUUG